Messenger RNA from Eupeodes corollae, 4878 nucleotides. RefSeq names its product homeotic protein proboscipedia (gene pb). Lineage: Eukaryota; Metazoa; Arthropoda; Insecta; Diptera; Syrphidae. Gene Ontology annotation, biological process: regulation of DNA-templated transcription. The transcript has 7 exons. Bases 1929 to 4166 code for a protein of 745 amino acids. The record is from RefSeq and is a predicted model, not a curated record. Gene Ontology annotation, molecular function: DNA-binding transcription factor activity, RNA polymerase II-specific; DNA binding.
CGUAGUCGUCGGUCUUUCACGCUAACGCUGUACCCAGGUAGGUCGGCAACUUUCAAAGAAAAACUUCAGAGAAUGUCAGAGUGUAAAAAACCGUUUUUAUGUGUCAAUUUAUUUUUAACUUUUCGCCGCCAUAAAUGUUGCAGAAACAGCUUUUACAAAAAGAAGAAAGAAAGAAGAAACAACCAGAAAAAAAGAACUCAACCAAACUAACAAGAAGAACAACAAAAACACUCUACAAGAUUGACAGCAACUGUCCAAAGAAACCAAAACCCACACACUUCAAAUGCUGUGUUCAACGCUCACCAGCCAAUCAAAGGAGUGGAGACUUCUGAUUCCCUCUGUCAAGCAGGAAUAAUUCAACUCCACCCUUGUAUUCCGACGGCGCAUGUUUUUGCUGCAGCAACUGCUGUCAAAAAUGGAUGGAUGGGUUUUCGGGCCGCGCCCAUUUCGUGGCAAAGCAGAUUUUACCUUCCAAUCUGCUCAGUUCGUUCAGUGCCAUUGGUUAGGACGGUAGUCUCUGUCUAUUAUAUUGUUCGUGUUCCUUCCAAAUCGGAUUAAAAGAUUAAAAAUUUGCGUGAUCCAAACCCGAAAUCGCAUUAAUCCAAACCGGUCGAGUCGGGUUGAAUCGAAUUGAAUUCACAGAAGAAACAAACGACACAACUGUCAUCCAUUUGACAGGUAAAAACGUUAGGCGCCUGACAUUUUGAAUAUAGGGUUCACGCGAGAAUGAAACGAAUGCAGCUCUAUAAUGGUGGCGGUCAGUGAUGUGGCACUUGAACAUCGGGUUGUGUUGUGAAUGUGAACGUGAACGUGAAUGCGCCCCGACAAAAAUAGGCGUGUGGUCGGUGUAUGUAGAAUUGGAGAGAAUUGUAGGGACAACUCUUCACAUCGCUAAAAAGCAACAUGUUAGAGGGAGACCAACAUCAGUUUUAAGUAUGGUUGGAUGACACUUUGCUCAAUUGUUGUUGUACGUUUGGAAUUCGGGGAGUGUGUUGUGUUCGUGUUGCUGUCAAAUUGGAAAAAGUGUUAAAACUAAAAAAAAAAAAAAACAAAACAAACAGGUCUGCUCUGCUGCUGCUCUGUGAGAAAAGCAAUCCAAGAGAAUUAUGUGAUUCAAUGGUGGGUUCAACCAUUACGGGGCCGUCCCGCUUGAGUAAACAUCUCAUCACGGUUCUUCUACCCGUUUGAUUGUCACCGUUGUUGACGCUAAGCUAGUUGCCGCGGAUACUAAAAGUGUUUCCAUGAGAUUUUUAUCAAUGUCCAUUUUUAUUCUCGUUGUUUUAUUAUUGUAAUUUUGUUUUUUAAAUAGAGUGUAUUUUUUCUUGCUAACCAUGUCUGUCUGAUCGAAUUGAUUAUGUGUUAUAGUUAAACAAAAUAAAUAAUAACCAAUAUUAAACAAAGGCCAAGUUAAGUGAAUCGGUUAAAAUAAUAAUAACCUACCUACCAACCUAGUAUUGGAUUGGGCACGAUUUAGAUAUGUGUAGGUAGUUAGAAAAAGUGCGUUAAUUCCAAAGUUGUUAAUCGACAAGAGUGCUAAAAAAGUGCCGUUUUGUUUUCAUUUUGUUUUAUUUUUAUUUUGUUUGUAAUUGCCGUUGUUUUCAUAAGUGAAUAUGUGUAAUGAAUUGAAAUAAAGUGCACCUGUUUAACGGAGUCCGAGCAAUAUACGUUUCAUAAACAAACAAACUAAUUCCAUGUGUUAACGACUUAAAAGGAUUUCAUUGGAUUACUGAAGGUGUUGUUUUUUUUUGUAAAUGGUCUAAACGUUCCACAAAAAUAAAAUCUCCGCGCACAAUAAUGAAAAAGAUGUCAUAACUAAAAACAAAAAAGCUCUGUGUUAUAAAUUCGACUGAUUAAAAAUUAACUACAGUAAAAACACAAACAACAAAUAGGUUAAUAAAAUUUUGUGGUGCACUUUUGUUGAUUAUAAAAUGCAAGAAGUCUGCAGUAGUUUAGACCCCCAAAUGGGCGCACAAAUCAAAUCCGAAUCCCCGCUGAAUCCAUUGCACAUUCAAACUGGACAAACAAUAAUACCACCAUCAGUUGUUAUCGGUGGCAACACUCCAGGUGGGCCUGUCGUUGUCUCCGGAGGAGGUGGCGUCGGCGUUGGCGGCGGUGUAGGUGGCGGCAGUGGUAAUAAUGGUGGUGUUGGUGGCAUUGGUAGCUCCACACCGAACAACAAAAUGGCACCAAACUGUGAUAAACGCGCCGAUACGGCAUAUUGGAUGGCCACCGAAAGUGGCUUCAUUAAUUCUCAGCCAUCGAUGGCCGAGUUUCUCAAUCACCUGAGUCCGGAGAGUCCCAAAAUGGUCGGAACUCCCGGAUAUCCGGUUGUGCAAGCGGUCGACAGCUUGGACUCGGUGCCCGAAUACCCCUGGAUGAAGGAGAAGAAGACAUCGCGAAAGAACAACAAUCAAGAAAAUGGCCUGCCUCGUCGGUUAAGAACCGCAUAUACCAACACCCAGCUGCUGGAGCUCGAAAAGGAAUUCCAUUUCAAUAAGUAUUUAUGCCGCCCUCGAAGGAUUGAAAUUGCAGCUAGCUUAGAUCUAACCGAAAGACAGGUUAAAGUGUGGUUUCAAAAUCGAAGAAUGAAGCAUAAGCGUCAAACGCUCUCCAAGACCGAUGACGAAGACAACAAAGACAGCUUAAAAGGUGAUGAUGACAAUCAGUCAGAUAGUAAUUCGAAUUCGAAAAAAUCAUGUCAAGGCUGUGAGUUACCAUCUGAUGAUAUCCCCGAUUCAACGUCGAAUUCGAGGGGUCACAAUAAUAACACCCCAAGUGCAACAAACAAUAAUCAAAGUACCGGAAGUUUAACUCCUAAUUCAACGUUGGAAUCAGGAAUAUCGUCGAAUAAUAAUAAUCUUGGCAAUAAUACGGUUUCGGCUUCAAAUGUGAUUAGCGCUGAUUCAAGCGUGGCAUCUAGUGUGAGUUUAGAUGAUGAAGACGAUAGUCCGGCUAAGGUCAAGAAAAAAGAUAGUGAACAGAUUGUCAAAAAAGAGGCUGUAUCCACUUCCACGAAGCAUUCACCAUUUAGUAGCUACGAAGUCUAUCGUAGGGACUCUGACGCCAGCAGUGGUGGUAUUUCGAAUCAAGGAUCACAUUCAGGCUUGGUUGCGACUGGUCCAUCCCAAGUACCAGUUUCAACUUCGCUCCCAGCUACAACCAAGAAAGGUCGAUAUCAAGCAAAUCAUUCCGCAAACAACUCACUUCACGAUACCAACUAUUUUCCCGGAUAUUAUCCGCAGCAAAAACAGUCCACAACACCAAUUCACCAAUCUCCGCAUGCGAUAGCUGCCCAACAACAGCAACACCAACAGCAUCAACAGCAGCAGCAACAACAUCAAGACUACUAUGGAAAAUAUGAAAUUGAAUUCGCUGCCCAUCAUCAAACCCAAAAAGUGCAACUUAACACUCCAACGCACAACGGUGGAGCAGCUGUGGGAGUCGUUCCAGAUUUUGUCCAUCACCAGCAACACCUGCAACAACAACAACAUCCGAACGUUAUCAAAUCACCAGAAAUGAGUUCACUCAAAAUCCAUGACUUUCAAACCAAACCGCCACCUCCACACUCCAAUUACCAUCCACAACAAAAUUCAAAUUACUAUCAUGGGCAAGACCCGAACUGCGUCACUACCCCAUACCCCAACCACAGCUAUGGCUACAACCACAAUGAUUACGACUCAGCGACGGCAUCUAUGAAUUCGAGCGGCAACUACUACCACGACCCGAAGACCCAAACCACCGGAUACUACGAGAACGCCUUCCAUCACCAUCCACACCACCAGCCCCAACAUCCGGAAUACCACAGCAACACCGCCGCCGAUGCGACAAACUACAUGCCUACAGGUCCACAAGCGACAAAUAUGGUGGACCACUGCGAAAACUACAAUUUCCCCGGCUACUACGAGCAGCAUUCCCAUCCACAUCCUCCCCACCAUCCACACCAGAUCCAGGCCACGAACCAGCAGCAAAUGCACAUACAUCCGGGGACGGCAGUCAAUGGAAACUUCGUGAACACCGCUGUACAGCCGUUUCCCAUGGCUGCCGCCUCGACCGUUACAAAUUCAAAUCUCACCGGCUUAGUAGAGAACUCGAAUAGUUCGUCGGAUUUUAAUUUUCUUAGCAAUUUAGCAAAUGACUUUGCCCCCGAAUAUUAUCAAUUAAGUUAGUUAAUUUAAUUUAAUGUACAUUUCAUAAUAAAUUCAUCUAUACGUAUAACAAGAAGUUCAACAAUAAUAUUCAAGAUACAAUAUUUUAUAUUUAAUUUAAAAUUGUUUACUCCAAGUAGAUUCUUAAUCUUAAGUCGUCGAGAAUUAAUAAAAUAUAACAAAAAUAUAAAAAAUAAUUUAAUUAACUUAGGAGAAUAGUUCAAAUGGAAAUUAAUAAAAAUGUGUAUCUAAGAGAGAAAACAUUUUGUACAUAAUUAUUAAAAAAUUGUAUUUCGUUUAAUUUUAUGAACAAAAUCUUAAUCAAAAUUGUGCUUUUUUAAUUUUAAAUAUUAAAUUAAAAUUGUAUUUAAGCUUUGUAUAUUGAAAAACGUAAUUUUUAUUAGAGGUCUAUAAUGUUAUGUGUAUAAAACGAAGAGAGAGAGAAAUUAAGUUAGUUUUGUUUUUCUUUAUAAAUAUAUAAUUUUAUUAUUUUUAAUGUUUAAUUAUAAAUAGUUGAAUCUUUGUGAUUCGGGUGCAAUUGGAACCACGUUUUGUCGUUUUUUUUUAAUUUUUUUGUACAGAAAAUCAAAUCUUUUAUGGUAUUUAAAAUUAAUAUUAUUACUGUAAGUGAAUUAAAAUAUAAAAAAAAAACAAUUUUCAUAUCUUUCGGAAUAAAAAAGAAAACACUUUGUGAAUAAAAUAAUACGUAAAUAUACAUAACAUGUCAACAUUA